UUCUUACUUUCUGCAGCCUCUUGUUCUUAUCUGAAAGAAAAAUGAACGGAUUUGCUGCAGUUCUUGUUUUGCUGGGAGUCUUCUGGACUCAGACUUCUGCAUUGGACACCUUUGUACUGCAAGAACCUGGCAAUGACUAUGUCACUGGAACUAUGACUAUCUACAAUGAGAACCACAUCGUUGAAGUCGAUGUCCGUUCUGGCCUGUACUCCUCCGAUACUAUUUUUGACUACUCACAUGGGUAUAUUGCAACAAGGUUAUUUUCACGAAGUGCCUGCUUUAUCUUGAAAAUAAACAAGGAAUACAUUCCAGAGCUGGAAGAAAUUGGACGCCUGGCUUUUGAAAGACAGACUAUGAAGAAAAUAUACUCUCCAAAUAAUGUGUGGGUACAGUUUCAAUCUGGCCAUUCUGUGUUUGGGAAUAUCAAAGACUGGCUUCUCUACGGUAAACGCAUUGAACAACUCUGCUCAGGUCUGCCUCUCUACAAGCUUGUAAAGACUCAACCACCACUGAAUACUCAUGGCUGUGCCAAUGCAGGAAUUCCAAGCGUUUUGGGCAUUAAAAUCUGUGAAAAAUUCAAUUAGGCUGGAUAUUGACAAUUCUGCUGCAUGGAAAUGGCUUGUUUCUGUGCAUGCUUUUGUGAUGGUCGCCAUGGUCUCCAACUGGAACAAAACUCGGUGUUAGACUCAACUUGCCUAUCCUAAGCUUUGAGUGCAACAAACCCAUGAUAUACAAAUAAAGAUAA
This is a messenger RNA of Aquila chrysaetos chrysaetos, 745 nucleotides long. It is a transcript of the gene GKN2, whose product is annotated as gastrokine 2. NCBI's taxonomy places the organism in Eukaryota, Metazoa, Chordata, Aves, Accipitriformes, Accipitridae. The record is from RefSeq and is a predicted model, not a curated record. The transcript has 6 exons. Gene Ontology annotation, biological process: regulation of cell population proliferation. Bases 42 to 584 code for a protein of 180 amino acids.